CGGAGAGUGCCGAGCGCUGCCGGAGAGGGCCGAGCGCCGCCGGAGAGUGCUGAUGACGGAUGGGGGCGGCCCGAGGGGCGCGGCGCCCCCUGGCGGGUCCGUGCUGGCAUCGGCACUGCUCUGUGUCGUCAUCCGUGACACGGACAGCGGGAUGGAGGGCAGCAGCUCUGCAGAUGACACCAAGCCGAGUGGUGGAGUGACACGUCUGAGGGACGGGGUGCCAUCCAGAGGGAGCUGGGCAAGCUGGAGGAGCGAACCGAGGCCAACAAGGUUCAACAAGGGGUGGAGUGUGUCUUCUUCAAUGAGGAGUACAUGACCUGCAGGUGGGGGAGCAGAGAGACGGUGGCUGCCAACUACUCCCUCUACUAUUGGUACGAGAACAGGUUCCCCGUGGUGGAGUGUAAGCACUACCUGCAGGACCAGGGCAUCAACGUCGGCUGCCACUUCAACCGGAGCGAGACCAUCCAGUUCCUGCCUUUCCGUGUCCUCCUCAAUGCCAGCCUUGGCAGCAGGACCCUGGAGAUCCACAGCAACCGCAUGGAGCUGCAGGACCUGGUGAAACCGGAGGCGCCCGUCAACCUGACCAUCCGCAACGUGAGCGGCAACCAGCUGCAGCUCACCUGGAGCUCCCCGUACGCCAAAGCCCGUUGCCUGGAGCACUCCGUCAAGUAUAAGAGCAACAAGGACACCAGCUGGACGGAGCACCGGGUGAACGGAGACAUCUUCUCCCUCCCCAGCGUGGACUAUGAGAAGUUCUACACCUUCUACGUGCGCAGCAAGAUCAACGGCUACUGCGGCAGCACCCAGCUCUGGAGCGAGUGGAGCGUCCCCGUGGUCUGGGGCAACAACUCCACCAGCAAGGGUGCAGCGGAGGAGCAGCUGCGCUGGUUCCUGAUCCACACGGUCUUGGUCCCCAUUGCCUCCUGCCUGCUCUUGCUGGUCCUGGUCAUCCUGCUGGUGCGCAUGGAAAGGGUGUGGGUCAUCCUCAUGCCCCGAAUCCCCAACCCCAUCAAGAACUUUGAUGAGCUCUUCAGCACCCACAACGGCAACUUCCAGGAAUGGGCCGGCGUCCCCAAAGACGUCGUGGAGAGCUUCAAGCCCAACUACAGCGAGAACAUCUGCUACGUGAGCGAGCUGCCCCCCAAGGACAGCUACGAGCCCCUCUGGGAGGGCAGCAACCACCCACCCUCCGUCACACCCGGCUCUCCGCCCGCCCCCCGGGAGCACAGCCCCUACAAGAACAGCUACCUGGGAGUGUGACCCACCCCUGCACCCCACACCCUGCCUGCUCCACACCCCCACUGCCCCACACCUUGCCUGGCUCCCUGCUCCCACCCUGCCUCCAGCCGGGACCCCCAGCCCCGCCAUGGCCACACACACCCCUGUGACACGGUGGUGUGCUGGGACUGCGGGGGCUCACUGACACCCCCACCGCUCCGAGGCGCCUGCAAGAACACCCAGGGACAUGUCCCCACACCCUGUCCCCUUUGUGCCCCCACCUCCUGUCCCCAUCCCUGCUGCCCCAUGCCCAUCACCCUUGUGUCCCAACCUCCUGUCCCUGUCCCUGCUGUCCAUGUCCCCAUCACCCUUGUGCCCCACCGCCCUGUCCUCACCCCUGC
Calidris pugnax (ruff) is the source of this 1619-nucleotide messenger RNA. It is a transcript of the gene IL2RG, whose product is annotated as interleukin 2 receptor, gamma. The transcript is spliced from 9 exons. Gene Ontology annotation, biological process: cytokine-mediated signaling pathway. Bases 313 to 1260 code for a protein of 315 amino acids. NCBI's taxonomy places the organism in Eukaryota, Metazoa, Chordata, Aves, Charadriiformes, Scolopacidae. The record is from RefSeq and is a predicted model, not a curated record. Gene Ontology annotation, molecular function: cytokine receptor activity; protein binding. Gene Ontology annotation, cellular component: external side of plasma membrane; membrane.